AUGACGGAUAAUGAGACAACAGCCGGAACAGAAGAGGACGAACUUGGAAAUCCUGGUGUGAUGUUUCCGCAUUUGCAAGAACUUGAGAAAAAGUUCUUCGAAAUUGUCGACGAUGGAAGUGUUACUGAAGCUCGAUUAUUCUUGGAGCAACAUCCGGAUUUCAAUAUAAAUGCCAUCAAUUUUCAAGCGUGUGGAUGUACAUGGAUAUUCCCAGGGGCCUGUCGAAAAGCCAAAAUAUCAGUGAAUAUUAUUGUGACUGGUGUCGGCGACAACAAUGGUGCUGGCCCAUUGUUGGGGUCCGCCUCUGUAAACGCACCGCAGAUGGGCGAGAAACGUCGUCGAGCCAUUCUUCCUACAAAAAGGGACACAACCGAGAAAAAGAGUGGAGCUGAUAGCCUUCUAAAAGUCGAUCUCACUACAGGAAGAGACCGUGGCAAGAAAGAAUUUCGAGAAAGUCCAGAAAUUUUUCGGUCAUUCAACCAUUACGGCAUACCGCUUUACGGUAUGAGUGCGCUGCAUAUUGCUGUUAACGACAGAAAUAUGGCGAUGGUUGAGUUCCUGUUGUCUCAUCCGGAUAUCGAUCCGGGCGACACGCAUCUACAUGCAAUCAGAGAUAAUCAAGUGAGGAUCGCUGUGCUGAUAUUGAAUAAGCUGAAUGAAUUGACACCGGGUCUCGAAUACGCUGGUGUCACUCAUAGCCCCGAUUUCCCGGAUGAUACAACACCGCUCGCGGUGGCGGCACAAUACGGGCGUUUCGAGAUGAUUGACAUACUCAGAUUCCGACGUCAUAUUCUGCCGAAACCACAUCCGCCUAGUUGCAACUGCGAUGAGGUUUGCAAACCGGAAAGGGAAAAGGUUGAUAUCGUGACUUUAGAAAAAAUGAGAUUGUUUAUAUAUAGCGCAAUAUCGAAUCCAAUAUACCUUUGUCAAACUGAAGAAGAUCCCAUCUUAAAAGCUUUUCAAUUAUCUGCCGAGUUUAGUAAGGAAGCUUCAUUUGAUAAAGAAUUCUAUCCUGAUUAUAAAGCAUUGUCCGAUGAGGUGUCUCAAUUCGCCACAGAGUUGAUUGAUUGCGCUCGUACCGCCGAAGAAGUUCGAUGUAUAUUAAGACAAAUCACUGGUUUUGGUCGUACUUCUAGUUUCGAAUAUCCCCGACUCUUACUAGCUUUGGAUUACGAGCAGAAAACCUUUGUGGCUCAUCCAAAUGUACAACAGCUCGUCGAGAGCAAGUGGAUUGACACGUGGCAUGAAUGGAAGGUCAGAAACACGUUGCUCAAGUGCUUGACGAUAAUUCCGCGGAUUGUCAUGCUACCAAUCAUGGCGUUCGUCAUGUUGCUUGCACCGAAUUCGAAACAGGCCAAGUUCUAUGAAAUCCCGAUUAAUAAAUGUCUCUCCUCUGUGGCGAAUUACGUGAUAUUUCUCACGUUUGUGUUUUUGCAGUCGCGAAGCGACAAAACCGAACAGCUUCGUGGGCCACCCAAUACUGGAUACGAAUGGGUUCUCGCUAUUUACGUGAUAUCAUACACAAUAGCAUUCAUUCGACUCUGUAUUGUGGACGGUCCGGUUAGAUGCUUUAGAACGCGUACAAACUGGUAUGAGCUUGUUAUGAUCAUAUUGUUCAUUCUGACGUUUCUCUUCUGGAUAGUUGCCGCAAUCGACGUUAGAAUAAAUGGUCAACGUGAUUUAGAAAGAAAAUACUGGCACAAAUAUGAUCCGACUUUGAUAGCGGAAGGGAUAUUUUGUGUCGCAACAAUCAUGGCCUUUUUUAAAUUGUUAUUUAUCUGCCAACUACACUAUGAUCUAGGACCUUUGCAACUUUCUUUAGUUAAAAUGAUUAGAGAUGUCGGUCAUUUUGUUGCAAUAUUCGGUAUCAUUGUUAUGGCAUUUGCAAUUGGAUUGUGUCACCUUUAUCAAUAUUAUAAUGGAAUGGUGCAAACUGAUGACGAAUCAAAACUAAAAACCGAGCAAGAAAGUUCUUUCGUGGAUCUCAAAUCUACUCUAAAGACUCUCUUUUGGGCUGUUUUUUGCAUGAGUCCCGUAGAAAGUGCCGACGUGAUUAUCGAAAAUCUUCCAGGUGGAAGGGACUCAGAGACAAUAAUUAAUCAUCAUACCUUCACCGAAUUUAUCGGUUAUUCUGCCUUUGCCAGUUUCCAAUUUAUUUCCGUGGUAAUCGUUUUGAAUAUGCUAAUUGCAUGUAUGGCGAAUACUUUUACCAAAGUGACUGAUAAUGUCAAUGUAGAGUGGAUCUUUGGUCGUACUGAAGAGGAUCUAGAAGAACAAAAGGAUGAAAGAUUCGCAGAAGUUAUGACACAACUGGUACAACGUUAUCUCCGUCGAUACGAAAAGAAAAUGGAAGAAACGGAUAUACAAAAGUUGAGAAACGAAUUAAAAGAAUUUAGCAAUAUUCUGAAGGAAGCACUUAGUCCAUCUUGA
Acromyrmex echinatior (Panamanian leafcutter ant) is the source of this 2430-nucleotide messenger RNA. RefSeq names its product short transient receptor potential channel 4. Gene Ontology annotation, cellular component: cation channel complex; plasma membrane. Gene Ontology annotation, biological process: regulation of cytosolic calcium ion concentration; calcium ion transmembrane transport. Lineage: Eukaryota; Metazoa; Arthropoda; Insecta; Hymenoptera; Formicidae. The record is from RefSeq and is a predicted model, not a curated record. Gene Ontology annotation, molecular function: protein binding; store-operated calcium channel activity; inositol 1,4,5 trisphosphate binding.